This is a messenger RNA of Lentinula edodes (shiitake mushroom), 1389 nucleotides long. RefSeq lists its product as uncharacterized. The record is from RefSeq and is a predicted model, not a curated record. Bases 252 to 1247 code for a protein of 331 amino acids. The transcript has 3 exons. Lineage: Eukaryota; Fungi; Basidiomycota; Agaricomycetes; Agaricales; Omphalotaceae.
CGCUGCUUUUCGAAACGCAGAAAACAUGAUGAUGGUGGCUCAAGAAAGACGCGCGAUUAUCCCAGCGCUUAUCCUCUCCGUUAUAUACCGCUGCUUUGAUUCGUCUUUGGCUUGAGUCUGCCCACACAGAAGGGCCGAGUCUGCCCACACAGAAGGGCCGAACUCAUUGUCCGAACCAAUGGAGGCUCAACGUGUUCUCAUUUCUAUACUCAGUUAAUCAGGAUUAUUCUCAUAAUUGGAUCAGUUUUCGCAUGCAUAUCGUACAGUAUAUAUGGAGGAGAAAAUCGCAUCUUUUCAUUCCAUUGGCCCAGUGUAACAUCAUGGACGGUGAAACCGAGCAGCCUCGUCGUAUUGCUCUAUUCUCCCACCCUCGCACCAACUCCAAUAUGUUUACAAAGCUCUUCGCGAGCCAGCCGGAUAUUGUGCAACAUACAUAUCCCUUCAUGCCUGGCUACAUGUGGGGGCCAGACCGACGACUAGGUUAUAAAUCGAAGGAGGUAGAAGACAUGUAUGCAACUUUGAAGAGCAACUAUGACACCCUUACCACCCAGCAAAGUCUGGAUGACUUGCAACGAGCAUUUGGAGAAACGGAGGCCCAGGGAAAGAUCCCUUUGACCAAGGAACAUGUAUGCUUCAUGAUCCAUCCCAAGGUUAUUGCCAAGGAUCUGGCGGAAUAUUCAUACCCAGAGUAUCCUCUUAAGCCCCUGGUUGAUCAUAAAUACGACACUGAUUCUCCUUCGGCCCUUGAGAAUGCAGAUACGGCCAUCCUCACGAACCCCACAUUUGUCCCUGAUCGUUUCAUGAACACCCUCACUCCCAUAUUUAUCAUCCGCAAUCCAAUUCGUAUGAUCCCUUCUUGGUACAAAAACACCUCCGAGAACUUUGGUGCGACGACAAAGGAAAGCGAAUGGCCGUUCACUGCAACUUUUCAUUGGUGUCGCAUUCUUUACGAUUACUACGACAAUUACUUCAAAGCUCAUCCACGGCCAGGAUACCCGAUUCUUCCUUUAGUUGUUGAUGGGGACGAUUUGGUGCUUCACACUGAGGACAUCAUGACACAGUUGUGUGAUCACAUCCAUUUAGAUUCCAGCGCGGUCAAGUAUACGUGGGAGAGCGGUGACCCGUAUAGCUCCUGGCCUGCUGCUGCUGCUCCUGAUGAUUUGAAGACUCCUGCCGUCAAAAAAGUCAUUGAUGCUUUCGGUGGUAACGUUGCUCGAUCUACUGGUGUAAUUAGAGAUGCUGAGUAAACCUCUCAAUCUUGACGAAGAGGGAAAUAAGUGGGCGGAUAUCUGGGGAAAGGAGGUUGCAGAUGAUCUAGUUGAAAGCGUGAAGAAGGCAAUGGUGGAUUAUGAUUAUAUGUUGCAAAGACGUAUCCGGCCCACUAAGAAC